Molecule: messenger RNA, 4760 nt
Organism: Mirounga angustirostris (Northern elephant seal)
Lineage: Eukaryota; Metazoa; Chordata; Mammalia; Carnivora; Phocidae
Gene: ADGRE3
Product: adhesion G protein-coupled receptor E3
Exons: 15
Coding region: 42-2045 (667 amino acids)
Biological process (GO): adenylate cyclase-activating G protein-coupled receptor signaling pathway; cell surface receptor signaling pathway
Cellular component (GO): plasma membrane
Molecular function (GO): G protein-coupled receptor activity; calcium ion binding
Source: RefSeq, a predicted model, not a curated record
AGCUUCAAGAGCUGAGCAGCAAGGGUUACCUGCGUGCAGAAAUGCGAGGGCCAUCACUCCUUCCAGGGCUCUGUUUUCUGCUGAGUUUAUCAGAAGUCGUGGAUCAUAAGAGCAUAGCUCCCUGUAAAUGCCCCCGGAAUGCUGACUGUGUCAACAGCACUUACUGUACAUGCAAACAUGGAUACACUUCUAUGAAUGGGAAGGAAUUCUUCACAUUUCCCUUGGCUACAUGUGAAGAUAUUGAUGAAUGUAAACCACCCAUUAGUAUAUAUUGUGGAGCAAAUGCUGCAUGUCAGAAUGUUGAUGGAGGUUUCCACUGUCUCUGUAAUCCUGGAUACAAACUCCUCUCUGGGGGUACUCAAUUCCAGAUCUCCAGUGAAAACACUUGUCAAAAAACCACUUCCUCAGCAACAACCAAAGGCAUGAAGGAUGUGAGCAUAAGCCCAGUCCUUGAACCCAGCCAGCUGCAACAUGUUGUUGAGAUAUUCGAGUCACUUCUCGCUAAUAACACUCUACCGGGAACGGGAGAGAAGAGCAAAGUCGCAUCUUGGGCCACAAAUGUUCUCCAGCAAGUGGAAUCAAAUGCUCUAGAAACUGCCUUGAAAUCCCCGGAGCAAAAAAUCCAGAAAAUCCACAACAGUACUGUGGCUAUUGAAACUCGAGUUGUUACAGACAAUUGCUCUGAAGAAGGAAAGAUCUUCAGCUUGAACGCCCACAUGAACUCAGUGGACAUCCACUGCAAUGACAUUGUGCAGGAAGACAUACAAGGUCCCACGGCAAUUGCCUUUAUUUCUUAUUCUUCUCUUGGAACCCUCAUAAACGCAACAUUUUUUGAAGAGGCAAAUGAGAAAGACCGAGUUUACCUGAACUCCCAGGUAGUGAGUGCUGCUAUUGGACCCCAAAGGAACAUAUCUCUCUCCAAGUCUGUGACUCUGAGUUUUCAGCAUGUGAAGAGGAAGCCCAAUAAAGGAAAGGCCUUCUGCGUGUACUGGAAGAGCACGGGGGGCCACGGCCAGUGGUCCAGGGACGGCUGUUUCCUGAUCCAAGCGAACAAAAGUCACACCAUAUGCAACUCCACCCACCUGUCCAGUUUUGCUGUCCUCAUGGCCUUAACCAGCCAGGAGGAGGAUCCCAUGCUGGUUGUGAUCACCUGUGUGGGGCUGAGCAUCUCUCUGCUGUGCCUCUUCCUGGCAGCCCUCACCCUCCUGCUGUGCAAAGCCAUCCAGAACACCAGCACCUCGAUCCACCUGCAGCUCUCAAUCUGCCUCUUCCUGGCCCAGUUGCUCUUCCUCACGGCCAUCAACCGGACUGAGAUCAAGGUGCUGUGCACCAUCAUUGCGGGUGCCCUACACUAUCUCUACCUGGCGUCCUUCACCUGGAUGCUGCUGGAGGGUCUGAAUCUCUUCCUCACUGCACGCAACCUGACGGUGGUCAACUACUCCAGUGUGAGCAAGUUCAUGAAGAAGCUCAUGUUCCCAGUGGGCUAUGGAGUCCCAGCUAUAAUUGUGGCCAUUUCUGCUGUGAUCAAGUCUGACCUUUAUGGAACACCUGAUCGCUGCUGGCUCAACCUGGACCAGGGAUUCAUCUGGAGUUUCCUUGGCCCCGUCUGUGCCAUCAUCUGUGUGAAUUUAGUUCUUUUUCUCCUGGUCCUUUGGAUUUUGAAAAGGAAACUUUCCUCUCUCAACAGUGAAGUGUCAACCAUCCAGAAUAUAAGGAUGCUGACACUCAAAACGACAUCUCAGCUCUUCAUCCUGGGCUGCACAUGGUUCCUGGGCAUCCUGCAGGUGGGUCCAGCUGCCCAUGUCAUGGCUUACCUCUUCACCAUCAUCAACAGCCUGCAGGGCUUCUUCAUCUUCUUGGUGUAUUGCCUUCUCAGCCAGCAGGUCCGAAACUGGUUUGGAGAGAUCACGAAAUCUAAAUCUGAGUCUGAGACUUUUACACUUUCCACCAAGUUUGGCGCUGACUCAAAACCCAGUGAAGUAAGAGAGCUUGUGACUUACUCUAAUGCUUCCCCCCCAACACACCAAUCCCCUCUCCCGUCUUAGUAUGAGCUCCCUUGCCCAGCAGGAAUGGCAAAGAGCUCUUCCUGAUGACCUGGCUUGCAUUUCCCAUUCUCACUAUAUUGUUCCUCAGUGACUCUUCCCUGAUCACUGUUAGUGCUUAAGCUAGCUUGUGUAUAUAUUCUUGUCAUACAAAGGAAUAGGGGUAAGACAUAUCACCAGCACCACUACCAUCUAAAGUAGAAUGUUUUGGGGGGUAGACUUACAAUCACCAACAUAGCAGAGUGGUCACCAUCCUCUGAAAUCCUGCUGUCCUGUGGAGAGGUGAAUGUAAGCCCAGUGCGAUUAGUAGAUACCAUGGAAAAGAGAGGGACUCCACCCUAGAUGUUCUACAUAAUUAUAAGGGAGGGGUACAUGGAAUAAUGGGAACUGCCUGGGAAAGGAAAUGGUCUUGUUAGUAAGAAGACCUCUGUGGAACUCAGUGGCUGGUAUCCACCCAUUCUUCCAUUGAUUUAACUCAGGCUCAAUGCACUACCUUGUACCUCUCUAUAGUUUUCCUUUAUUUGUCUUUUUGGAGAAAUUAGAGAAUAUACUUCUUUAAGAAGGCAUGCCCUUAGAUGAGCAAGAUGGGCUCCAAACUCAUAAUCCAUAAAAAUUUUCCCAGUUUCAUUUGUGUACUCCCAUGUGUACACCCAGCACAUCUGCUAGCCAAGGAGCCUUAGAAUGUAUUGUUUUUAAAAUGAAAAAUUGAGAAAUUUCUGACACAUUAUCUUUUACUUUUCUUGAACUAAUAUGUGAUAUUCUCAGCACUGGAAAUAUUGAGUCACUAAAAACACAUCUCUCCCUAUUUGGAGGGCAGAAAGGAGAAUUCAUUCUAAAUCUUUCAAAAAGGACCAAAAGGAAAACAGGACCAGGAAAAAAGGUUUAGGGCAUGUCAAGUGAUCAGAAAAAAAUUUUAUGAAUAUUAGGUUUAAUCAUGCCCAAAAAAAGUAAAAUUGUAAAAGGUGCUGGCUGCUAACUGUGACCUUUGAAAGACUUCCCAGAUAAUCCAAAAUAAUUUCCAAAGUUUCCUGCACUCCAAUAACUGGAGAUAUUUUAUUAUCAUUACUUAACAUUGUGGAAGUUGAAUAAGAUGAUCAUAUCUUUUAAAGGGGGCUAUAUGUAUUAGUUACCUGUAAGAAAUACAUUCACUUUAAUUUUUUUGUAUUUGUAUCUGAUUUUAUGUUUUUAUUAUGUUCAGUUAGCCACUGUGUAGUACAUCAUUAGUUUUUGAUGUAGUGUUCAAUGAUUCAUUAGUUGCAUAUAACAUUUACAAUUUUAAUUAAAAUAAUUUCUUAAGCUUUUAUUUUUCUAGGCACAGGAUAUGAUUAAAAAGCUAAAAAAAAAAAAAAUCCCUUCACUUUCCAUGGACAAAUUUGCCCUUGGGUUAAAUUUCUAGCUCUCUUCCCUAGAAACUUGUUAACACUGAAAGGCCAGUUGUGUAACCAGGCAAUAUUGUUUGUAAAAAGUCAUGUUUGACUGGGCAGGGAGUUCUGUGAAUGAACCAUAAAUAGUAGGAGGGGAAUGAUAGCUUUGGACUUCCUGCAUACAAUGACUCAUUCCUCAACCAGGCCAGGAAAUUCUAUCCUCAUGGGCUGCUAUAGGAGGUAUUGGUUUUCUUGUGGGACUUGGGGCUUUUAAACCAAGCUGUAACAUAUGGGUGGUAAAAACUAUAUUUGUUGAGUUCUACAAUAUGUCAAGGUACUGUAGUAGGUAAUGGACCUACAAAAGGAAUAAGACCAACACAGUCUCUGCUUUCAUGGGGCUUAGAGUCUCGCCUUUCUUCAUAGACACAAAUUAACUUAAAUUCUGGAGCAGGCUACUAUGUCUGAAAUUUUUUCAAAAAAAAAAAAACAAAGAAUUCUUCAUAUGGGAUUUUUGAGAAGUCCUCCCAUAUAAGCUGCAGAAGGCCACACUUGACGUAGGAUUCCAAAAUGCUAGAUUGUGUCAUCCUUGCAUGCUGGAUGGAGCUCUUGCCACUAGGGACUUACUAACAAGCUCUGAACAAGCCAUAAUAACCCACUUUUUGACCAGUUUGAUCCAGUUCAGAUGCCAUAUUAACCCUCCAGAUGACUUCAAGAUCAUUACCAUCUAAUUAUAAUAACAAAAAACAUAACUACCUGCAACAUGACAGAUCCCACUGUGCCCAUUUAAGGGAAGAACAGAGGUGGCACUCUAAUCCUAGAAGCCUCUUCCCCCUUCCUUGAAACACCCCACCCCAGGUCAGCUUGCUUACCAGUCCCUUAAUUACCCUAACCCCAUAAAACCCUAACAAUGACCUAAUCGAGGAGAAGAUGCCUUUAGAACAUGAGCUCCCCUUUUCUGUUCUCUGGCCAUUGAAUAAAUCACCUCCUUGCCAUCAAAUACUGUUUUGUUAUUUGGUUGUUCGGCAAAUGGUAUUGAGUAGGCAAAGAACCUACCACUUCCGUAACACUCUCUGCCUUUAAUCCACUUCCGCUCUUUCUUUCUGUUUUGUUGGUGGUAGUGGUUUGUUUUGUUUCAUCCUUACAUCUACCUUUAAUCUAAACAUCUUCUGUGGGGGGAUGUUUCUUCAGAGCAAGUGAAGAGAAAAUAUUCAAACUAGAACAUUCAACUCCACGUGGAAAGUCACCCAUGGAUCUGGUUGGCAUGGUGAACAACAAAGCUGAGGACAAGGGAAAUCAUUAUAAAUGUCAUCCUUGGAGAGGAAAGGUUUAGCCUUUAUUCCCUGAAAUGUUUGUU